ACGAACUCAGCCCAACCCGGAAACAGAACCUGACGUGUUCGGUGUGGUGCGCGCUGAACAAAAUUUACCUACAAAGACCGGGAUCUUUCUACGCCUCAACAUGAAUCUAACAUCAGCAGCCGGUGUCCUUGCGAUGUUAGAUGAGAAGGACCCACAACUGAAGUGUUUUGCUUUAAACAAGCUGAACGCCAUUGUGGGAGACUUCUGGCCAGAGAUUUCAGAUGCUGUGGACAAAAUUGAAAUGCUGUAUGAAGAUGAAAGUUUCCCUUACCGAGAACUGUCAGCCUUGGUUACUUCAAAGGUGUACUAUCACUUGGGAGCCUACGAGAUCUCACUGACUUAUGCACUCGGAGCAGGGAACCUGUUUGAUGUGAACAGCACAACAGAAUACGUAGAAACUACAAUAUCCAAAUGUAUUGACCACUACACGAAGCUGUGCGUGGCCCAGGCGGAGGGAGGGGAGAAACAGGACGUAAAGUUGGACUCCCGUCUGGAGGAUGUGGUCAACAGGAAGAUCAGGAGCUGUCUGGAGAACGGCAACUUCAAACAGGCUGUUGGCAUUGCCCUGGAGACCAGGAGAAUUGACGUGUUUGAAGAAGCUAUCAUGAAAUCAGAUGAUGUUGCUGGGAUGCUCCUGUAUGCCUCUAAAGUCUGUAUGUCACUCAUCCAGAACAGGCAGUUCAGAAGCAAGAUGCUGCGGGUGCUGGUGAGGCUGUACCUGCACCUGGACAUACCUGACUACAUCAACGUCUGCCAGUGUCUGAUUUUCCUGGACGACGCCUCGGCGGUUGCCGAAAUAUUGGAGAAACUCAUUAAGGGGACAGAAGACCAGACACUGAUGGCGUACCAGAUUGGGUUUGACCUGUACGAGAGCGCCACGCAGCAGUACCUGUCCAGGGUCAUGUACGCCCUGCGCGCCGUCAGCCCCAUCCCCCUCCCCAACGCACCUGCAGCUGUACAGCCACCUGGAUCAGCACCUGCUGCACCUGUUUCCAAGGAUGCAGAGAGCCAGGCCAGUGAAGAACAGGAGAAACCAGCGAGUGUGCCUCCCCCAGACACUUCUACUAAGUACUCAGACCUGAGUGAAGAGGAGAAAAAACAUGUGGAUCGGUUGACCAAGCUGCUAGGCAUUCUGGGAGGAGAGACGUCCAUCGCAAUCCACCUCCAGUUCCUGAUUCGUAACAACCACACAGACAUGCUCAUCCUCAAAAACACCAAGGAUGCUGUGAGAAACUCGGUGUGCCACACAGCGACUGUCAUUUGUAACUCCUUCAUGUACUGUGGGACAACCAGUGACCAGUUCCUCAGGGACAACCUAGAGUGGCUAGCUCGUGCUACCAACUGGGCCCGAUUUACAGCAACUGCAAGUCUGGGAGUCAUCCAUAGGGGCCAUGAGAAGGAAGCCUUACACCUGAUGUCUACAUACCUACCUAAGGACACAGGACCUGGCAGUGCCUACUCUGAGGGAGGGGGGCUGUAUGCUCUAGGUUUGAUCCAUGCGAACCAUGGAGGCACCAUGAUUGACUAUCUCCUCAACCAAGUCAAGGAAGCCACCACAGAGAUGGUCCGACAUGGAGCUGGACUUGGUCUUGGACUUGCAGCCAUGGGAACAGCCAGACAAGAUGUAUAUGAACAGCUGAAAUUCAAUCUGUACCAAGAUGAUGCUGUCACAGGAGAGGCAGCAGGCAUUGCUAUGGGUCUGGUCAUGGUCGGGACCAAGUCUGCCCAGGCUAUAGAAGAUAUGGUGGCGUAUGCACAGGAGACACAGCACGAGAAGAUCCUGCGAGGUCUGGCCAUCGGGAUCGCUCUCUGUAUGUACGGCAGACUGGAGGAGGCAGACACACUGAUCGAGAGUCUGUCAAGAGACAAGGACCCAAUCCUGCGCAGAUCAGGCAUGUACACCAUCGCAAUGGCAUACUGUGGCAGCGGGAGUAACCAGGCCAUCCGCAAACUCCUGCACGUGGCCGUCAGUGACGUGAAUGAUGACGUACGCAGGGCAGCUGUCGAGGCCAUCGGAUUUAUCCUCUUCAGAACCCCUGAACAGUGUCCCAGCGUGGUGUCGCUACUGUCUGAGAGCUACAACCCACAUGUACGGUACGGUGCUGCCAUGGCACUGGGAGUCGCAUGUGCUGGAACUGGGAACAAGGAAGCAGUAGCGCUGAUUGAACCCAUGACCAACGAUCCGGUGAACUACGUCCGUCAGGGCGCCAUGAUCGCAUCUGCCCUCAUCCUGGUGCAGCAGACAGAGGCCAUGUGUCCAAAGGUGAAGACAUUCCGAGAGCUGUACACAAAAGUCAUCAACGACAAGCAUGAUGAUGUCAUCGCCAAGUUUGGGGCGAUCCUUGCUCAGGGCAUCAUUGAUGCAGGCGGCCGGAAUGUGACCAUCAGUCUACAGACCCGUAAUGGCCACACACACAUGGAGUCCGUUGUGGGGAUGUUGGUGUUCACACAGUUCUGGUUCUGGUACCCUCUCUCCCACUUCCUGUCCCUGGCCUUCACACCGACCGCCAUGAUCGCACUCAACGCAGAACUCCAGAUGCCAAAGGUGGAGUUUAAGUCCAACGCGAAGUCCUCCAUGUUUGCGUACCCGCCGUUACUGGAGCCGCCGAAGGAGAAGGAAAAGGAGAAGGUGUCCACGGCCGUUCUGUCAAUCACGGCCAAGGCCAAGGCUCGCAGCAAGAGCAAGAAGGGCGACCAGGACACUGAGAAGAUGGAAGUGGAUGAGGUAGAAAAGAAGGAUGAAGAUUCAGAGAAGGGUAAGGAGGAGAAAGCUAAAGAGGAGAAAACAAAAGAGGAAACAACAAAGGACGAGAAGACAAAAGAGGAAGCAGAAAAGGACAGUAAGGACACCAAAGAACCCAAGGAGGAGGCCAGCUUCAGUGUACUGCAAAACCCUGCAAGAGCCUUGCCUGCACAGUUGAAGGUGCUGUCCUGUAUGUCGGGAAGGUACCACCCCCUGAAGCCUGUCACCACUGGUGGGAUCAUCCUGUGUAAGGACCAGACAAAGGGAGAACCAGAGGAGAUAGUAGAGACCCUGCCAACCGGUGGACCAAAGGCUGAAGACGAGGAACCAGAGCCACCACCGCCUGAGCCUUUCCAGUACACCGAGGACUGAGCUGGCAUCUGUAGGACUGCAAAUACUACUACUGUCAUGUACUGGUUCACAACUUCUUAGUACUGUACUUGGGUUGUCAUCACUGCAGUACCGAUUCCUUCCUCUAGGGGGCAUGACAUGUUGUGGCCCAAACAUGGCCUAUUUGUGAUAAUAGAUAUAUCUCUUGCUAUGUUCGUAAUACGUAACUAUGUAUGAAGAAACCAUAUUUGAAGGGUCACAGGGAAUAUUAUCAGACCAUUUUUCUUACAAAAACCACAGACUUCACUCUUGUAUUUUCUGAAUGUCAAUAUAAACAGAAGGGUUACAUUUAAUUUCACAGUAUUGUAUGUAGACAAUAGCUGGCCCAGUUGUAUUUGUGCUCAUUUAAUCACAGCAUUCGAAUGGAAAUUCUAGGUUAGGUUUAUUAAAUAUUGGGGAGUUAGUUCAACAUUGUCUUUCACUUAUCAGGAUACAUGUACAAGUAUCUUGAUAGUAGAAACCUGGUUUCCUUGUAAAUUAAAUUGGGUUGAAUAAAACAAAGUCUACAAGUCAA
Branchiostoma belcheri (Belcher's lancelet) is the source of this 3647-nucleotide messenger RNA. RefSeq names its product 26S proteasome non-ATPase regulatory subunit 1-like. Gene Ontology annotation, cellular component: nucleus; proteasome complex; proteasome regulatory particle, base subcomplex. The record is from RefSeq and is a predicted model, not a curated record. Bases 101 to 3115 code for a protein of 1004 amino acids. Gene Ontology annotation, biological process: proteasome-mediated ubiquitin-dependent protein catabolic process; regulation of protein catabolic process. The transcript is spliced from 28 exons. Lineage: Eukaryota; Metazoa; Chordata; Leptocardii; Amphioxiformes; Branchiostomatidae. Gene Ontology annotation, molecular function: enzyme regulator activity.